AUGAUGUACUUUCGCAGAAAAACCUUUCAAAAAAUUGUUCCGAAAAGGUUAUAUUCUUCAAAAAUUGCGGUAGAAGAAAAGAAAAAAUCAAAAAAAUUUCAAAGUACCGUUUUUAUACCGAGUACAACCUUUCCAACUUACCUUAAACCGAAUGAAGUUAUUGAAAGGGAUCAAAAAAUUCAGCAGGAAGCUAACUUUUUAAAUUUGUAUGCCUGGCAAAGAAAAAAUGUAAAAGGAAAAGAAUUUGUGUUACACGAUGGUCCUCCUUAUGCAAAUGGGAAACCUCAUAUAGGACAUGCAAUAAAUAAAAUUUCCAAAGAUAUUAUUUUAAGGUCUCAAUUAAUUCAAGGGAGAAAGAUUCAUUAUGUACCAGGUUGGGACUGUCAUGGUUUACCUAUUGAACUACUAGCUUUAAAAAACGUAGAAACUAAAAAUUUAAAACCGAUUGAUAUUAGAAAUAAAGCUAAAAACAUAGCACUUUCUAUGUCAAAAUUACAAAAGGAAUCAUUUAAGAGUUGGGGUGUUAUAGGAAAUUGGGAAAAUGAUUGUUAUUACACAUUCGAUACUAAUUAUAUAAUUAAUCAAUUGCAAAUAUUUUGGAAAAUGUAUGAAAGAGGAUUAAUUUAUUAUGGUUUAAAACCUGUAUUUUGGUCUCCGUCAUCCAAGACUGCAUUGGCAGAAGCAGAACUAUUGUAUGUAGACAUUUCAAGUACUGCAUUGACUGUGAGAUUUGAAGUAGUGCAAAACUUCAGUUCUGAACCUGUUUAUUUACUAAUUUGGACAACAACCCCAUGGACUUUGCCUCUUAAUAAAGCCGUUUAUUUUUCUAAUUCGAUAAAAUAUUCUUUAGUUAAAAUUAGUAAUUUUUCCGGGAUGUAUAUAAUUGCUUCUGAUUUAAUUGAGAGUUUACAAAAAAAAUUGAAACAAGAAAUUACAAUUCAUUCAAAUAUGUCUUGUAAAGAAUUGGAAGGAUUAUCAUACAAACAUCCAUGGGAUAAAAAUAAAGUUUUAAAAGUUUUUGAAUCGUCAAGUGUUACACUUUCAGGAACUGGCUUACUUCAUUCAGUUCCUGCUCAUGGUCACGAAGAUUUUGUCAUGGGUUUACAAAACAAUUUGACACCAGAAUGUUUUGUUGAUGAAAGCGGUUGUUACACAUCAGAUUUAGGCCCUCCAUUGGCUAACUUGAAUAUUUUUGGAGAAGGGAAAAAUACUGUAAUUAAGACAUUGUCUUCUGAUAUUAUUUUAUCAGAAAAUUAUACUCAUAGCUAUCCGCAUGACUGGAGAACCAACAAACCGGUGUUUAUCAGAGCCUGUGAGCAGUGGUUUAUUGAUACCAAUCAAUUGAAAAACAAAGCACUUGAAAAUUUACGAGACAGUGACACUCCAGAUAAAUAUUUUCAAUCAUUAAUUAAAGAACGACCUUAUUGGUGUUUAUCAAGGCAAAGGACAUGGGGUGUACCGAUUCCAGUAUUUUUUCACAAGACUUCUCGCCGACCCCUCAUUUCUAAAAGCUUAAUUCAUCACAUUUGCCAGUUAUUCGAGUCUUCUGGAUCGGAUAUUUGGUGGACCGGAACGUUAGAGGAACUUUUUCCCGAUAAAAUUUGCAAUGAACUAUUUGUAAAAAGAGAAAAUAUAAUUAGAGGAAAUGAUAUUAUGGAUAUUUGGUUCGACAGUGGAAUUUCAUGGUCUUUUGCUUUAAACGGCAGAAAAUCUGAUGUUUUUCUCGAAGGGAAAGAUCAAUUCGGAGGAUGGUUUCAAUCGUCAUUAUUAACGAGUGUUGCCGUCGGUAAUGGACUUCCCUUUGACAAAAUUUUAACUCACGGAUUCGCCGUCGAUGAAAAUGGUAAAAAAAUGUCCAAAUCUGUUGGAAACGUUGUUGACCCAGACACGGUGUUGAAUGGAAAAAAUGCAUUAGGGAUUGAUACGUUAAGAUGGUGGGUCGGCUCACAUUCCCAUAAUUCUCUUGUACCGGUUUCGGAUUCUAUUUUAAAAUCCGAAUUUAAAACAGUGCAAAGUAUCAGGUUAAUUUUUCGAUACCUUCUUGGCGCUUUAAACAAUGCGCGAUCAAAAGAUUUAUUAGAAAAUGAUGAUCUUUUAACUUUAGAUAAGUACUUAUUGAACUCUUGCUACAAUUUUUACAAAUCAGUGAUGCAUUCUUACAAUACUUAUAAAACGUAUUCGGUAUGUUCUCAAAUACUUCAUUUCGUUCCGAAUAAUGUAUCUUCUCGGUACGUUUCUGCUAUAAAAGAUCGUUUGUAUUGUGACUCUCAAGAAUCGAGUCGCCGAAAAGCGUGCCUGUAUACUCUAAACAGUAUUUUAUACACUUUGUCUUACUCACUAGCCCCUAUUUUACCGCAUUUAGUCGAAGAAGUGUUUUUACAUCAUCCAGUGAGCAGUGAAAAUAAAAGAGUAUUUUUUAGAAAAGAACCUUGGGUACCACGUGAAUGGUGGUCAAAUGAUACAACGGAUAAAACAAUAUUAUUAUUAGAUAACUUCAAGAAAGACAUUGUAUUAGAUUCAAAUUUUAAAAAAAUGUCUUGCACUCUAGAAGUUGAUGGAGAAAAUUUUGAGGAACUUAAGAAAAUGCAAGAUGGAAAUGUGAACAGCAUCGAUUCGGAAUUAACUGAAAUAUUACAAGUGGCCGAAGUUAAACUCAAAAUGGGAGAUGGAAAAGUUAAUCUGAACCUAACUGAUGCUAGUGAAUGUCCCAGAUGUAGACGUUACACUUCUCCAGAACCUGAACGUUUAUGCGUACGAUGCGAAGAUGUUAUUAAUAAUAAUAAUAAAAUGAAUGGUAAGCAAAUUUCCUUUACUCUUAUUUAUCUAUUUUUUUAG
Messenger RNA from Pediculus humanus corporis (human body louse), 2835 nucleotides. RefSeq names its product isoleucyl-tRNA synthetase, putative. Gene Ontology annotation, biological process: isoleucyl-tRNA aminoacylation. NCBI's taxonomy places the organism in Eukaryota, Metazoa, Arthropoda, Insecta, Psocodea, Pediculidae. The transcript is spliced from 9 exons. Gene Ontology annotation, molecular function: tRNA binding; aminoacyl-tRNA deacylase activity; ATP binding. The record is from RefSeq and is a predicted model, not a curated record. Gene Ontology annotation, cellular component: cytosol. Bases 1 to 2835 code for a protein of 944 amino acids.